Messenger RNA from Radiomyces spectabilis, 1363 nucleotides. Its product is annotated as HAD-like domain-containing protein. Gene Ontology annotation, molecular function: phosphoprotein phosphatase activity. Lineage: Eukaryota; Fungi; Mucoromycota; Mucoromycetes; Mucorales; Radiomycetaceae. The transcript has 8 exons. Bases 47 to 1363 code for a protein of 438 amino acids. The record is from RefSeq and is a predicted model, not a curated record.
UGCAUCUUUUGGAAGGGCCCAUGGCAGGUUGAACUCAACAGCUUCCAUGUUCCGUAAAAGUCUCUCGAGCGUUCAACGCACCGCACGCAUUGCUUGGCGACAAGCUUACAGCACCAAUGCAGACCAACCUUCCACUACCAAGGCAGCGGCAGGAUUGGCCGAGGAAGCCUUGGCUCAGAAAACAGGUGGUCGCAAAGCGACAUUACCCAAAGGCGACAAGAAACCCGCUAAAGCGGCAGGCGAGAAGUCGAAUCAGUGGAAGUCUUUUGCUUUGGGUGCAGGCGCUGUGACAGGCGGCGCUCUCGGCGGUCUCUUCUAUUUCGGUCGACCUUUCGAUGACGGUAGAGAGGACAAGUAUGCCAACGAAAAUCCUCUCUCGGCUGCUUACUCUCGUUGCAUUGAUCGUUAUAAUGAAUUCCAGCAGAAAAUGAACGAACCUAUGUGGGACAAGCUUUUGCCUGAUCCUCUUCCCGAACCUUACAGACGUCCUUACACUUUGGUUAUCAACUUGGACGAGACAUUGAUUUAUUCCACCUGGGAUAAAGAACAUGGCUGGAGACACGCUAAGCGUCCUGGUGUGGAUUACUUCUUGUCUUAUCUUUCUCAAUUCUACGAAAUUAUCAUCUUUACUUCGCAACCCUCAGCAAAUGCUUUCCCUAUUCUGGAUAAACUCGAUCCCUACCAGUAUGCCAUGUACAGACUUUACCGUGAAUCUACGCGCUAUGUAGAUGGCAAGUUUAUCAAGGAUUUAUCGCACUUGAACCGUGAUCUUAGCAAGGUCAUCAUCAUGGAUUCCAACCCUGAAGCCUUCUCCCUGCAGCCAGAAAAUGGUAUCCCAUUGACACCUUGGAAGGGAACACCGAACGACACCGGUUUGCUUGCCUACAUUCCCUUCUUGGAAGCUGUUGCUCUUACGAAUCCUGAGGAUGUUCGACCAGUGUUGAAGAGUUUCGAGGGUAAAAACAUCCCUAUUGAAUGGCACAAGCGCGAGGAAGAAAUGAAUGAACGACACCGACAGCAAUGGUACGAAGAGCAAGCGGCCAAAAAGACCAAGCGUAAUUUGGGUUCGCUCUUUGGCUCCGCCGCCGCUCCCCAAGUGGAAGGUCCUCCUCCCACCUACUUGGAGCAGAUGAGAAAGCACGUUCGAGAAACUUUCGCGGCAGAACACGAGCAAAUGAAGCAACAACAGGAUGAAAUGAUGAAGAAGGAAAUGGAAGAAAAUAUGGCCAAAUUGAAGGAAAUGAAGUUGACUAUGUGGGAUCUCAUGACCCAAAUGUCUUCGGGACAACCUUUACUUCCUCCUCCCGAGGCCGGUAGCGAUGGAUCGCAGCAACAGCAACAGCCUCAGCAGCCUCAACAAUAA